Molecule: messenger RNA, 3185 nt
Organism: Kogia breviceps (pygmy sperm whale)
Lineage: Eukaryota; Metazoa; Chordata; Mammalia; Artiodactyla; Physeteridae
Source: RefSeq, a predicted model, not a curated record
UGUCACUGUACCUGUGAAUGAAGUGCAUCUGCUCCAAGUAGACACAGCCUUUUGAAAUAUCUACACAAAGGUCUACAAGGUCAACCAAGAACAAAGAAGCCAUGGAAUUGAGGAAAUAAAGGUCCAACAUGGAAAUUACCAAGGUACAUGUGAAGGAAACCCCUAGGGUAACAGCUCUGUAGAGACCAGAGGACAAGCGCCGGUAUCGACUCCAGGAGGGAAGUAUCCAGGAAGAAUACGAAAACAGCAAAUUGCUAUGGACUUUAAACUGAAGAGCCAUGCUGAUAACAUCUAAACUUCUCCAACCCCUGAGGAGCUGGGGCUCAGGAACCCCACAGUAUCACAUGGCACCACCAGUGACCUUGCAGACUGCCAUACACACCACCAGCACCCCAUCUUGGGCCAGAAUUGCUGCUGUUUCAAACCCUACUCCAGGCAUGAAAUAUAUGGACAGAGCAAAGAAAGCAACUGCCGAAGGACAGACGGUGGACAGAGGACAGGAAAGCACAGAUACAUCUUGUUGAGGCAGGAAACCUCAAUGGGCAAUGGGAACAGUUAUUGACAGCCAACUAUGUACCAAAGACCAUGCAGAGAACUAUGAAGACAACACUGAAGCAGACAGAUAAAAAUCCCAGUCGUCAUUUGGGUAGGGACCAGAGGAAGACACACCAGACAUAAACAAGUAAAACGCCUGCUAAUAGACAAAGAAGAUGUGGUACAUACAUACAAUGGAAUAUUACUCAGCCAUAAAAAUGAAUGAAAUUGGGUUAUUUGCAGAGACGUGGAUGGACCUAGAGAUCGUCAUACAGAGUAAAACUGGGCUUGGAGAAGGAGGUUGGUUCAAACCACAGGCAUACAGACAUUAAUAGCCCACACCCUAGAGAGUGGAGAUCGGUGUCAAGCUGCCAUAUCAUCAAGGAAGUGUGAUGGCUGUGGGCACAUAGUGACCUACAAGGACAGUGGCACCAUGACAUCUAAGAAUUAUCCAGGGACUUACCCCAAUCACACUAUUUGUGAAAAGACGAUCACAGUACCGAAGGGGAAGACAUUGAUUCUGAGGUUGGGAGAUUUGGAUAUUGAAUCCCAGACCUGUGCUUCUGAUUACCUUCUGUUCACUAGCUCUUCAGAUCAAUAUGGUCCGUAUUGUGGAAGCAUGACUGUGCCCAAAGAACUUUUGCUGAACACCAGUGAAGUAACUGUUCGCUUUGAGAGUGGAUCCCACAUUUCUGGGCGGGGUUUUUUGCUAACCUAUGCCAGCAGCGACCAUCCAGAUUUAAUAACGUGUUUGGAACGAGCUAACCAUUAUUUGAAGACAGAAUACAGCAAGUUCUGCCCAGCUGGUUGUAGAGACAUAGCAGGAGAUAUUUCUGGGAAUGUGGUGCAUGGAUAUAGAGAUACCUCGUUACUAUGCAAAGCCGCCAUCCAUGCAGGAGUAAUUGCAGAUGAAGUGGGCGGUCAGAUUGGUGUGCUUCUCCGCAGAGGCAUGAGUCGGUACGAAGGGAUCCUGGCCAAUGGUGUGCUCUCAAGGCAUGGUUCCCUGUCAGACAAGCGAUUUCUGUUUACCUCCAAUGGUCAUGUAGCACCAAGUUGCAGCAGAUCCUUGAGUUUGGAACCUGACUGGCAAAUCAGAGCUUCUUCUUCUUGGGACUGGAUCAACGAGACUGGAGAUCAGGUCCGUUGGUCUCCUGGCCAAGCCCGACUUCAGGACCAAGGUCCGUCAUGGGCUUCGGGGGACAGGAGCAAGAACCACAAACGAGAGUGGCUGAGGAUAGACUUGGGAGAGAAAAAGAAAAUAACAGGAAUUAGGACCACUGGAUCCACACAGUCAAAUUUCAACUUUUAUGUAAAGAGUUUUGUAAUGAACUUCAGAAACAACAACUCCAAGUGGGAGACCUAUAAAGGAAUUGUGAAUAAUGAAGAAAAGGUGUUUCAGGGCAACUCUAAUUUUCGGGACCCUGUGCGGAACAAUUUCAUCCCUCCCAUUGUGGCCAGAUAUGUGCGGGUUAUCCCCCUGACGUGGCACCAGAGGAUAGCCUUGAAAGUGGAGCUCCUUGGCUGCCAGAUUGCACCAAGUAGGACUCGGGGUAAUGACUCAGUGGUGUGGAGCAAAACAAGUCUAAAUACUGUUGGUUCAGCUAACAGAGAAGAUGAGACAAUCUUAAAACCCAUCCCCUCUGAAGAAAUGCCCAAAGGAUUAAACGUCAUAACUAUUGUUACUCCACUGGUGCUCCUCGUCCUGCUGGUUGCUGGAGUGGGAAUCUUUGCAGUCCUUAGAAAGAGGAAGAAGAAAGGAAAUCCUUAUGGAUCAGCUAAGGCUCAGAAAACAGACUGUUGGAAGCAGAUCAAGUAUCCCUUUGCCAGGCAUCAGUCAGCUGAGUUUACCAUCUGCUACGAUAAUGAAAAGGAGAUGACACAAAAGUUGGAUCUCAUCACAAGUGAUAUGGCAGAUUACCAGCAGCCUCUCAUGAUUGGCACCGGAACGGUCGCCAGGAAGGGCUCUACCUUCCGGCCGAUGGACACCGAGGCCGACGAGGCGGGGCCGGACGCCGAGGCUGGCGGCCACUACGACUGCCCCCUCCCGGCCAGCCGCCACGAGUACGCCCUGCCCUUGACCAACCCCGAGCCCGAGUACGCCACGCCCAUCGUGGAGCGGCACCUGGCCCGGGCUCACUCCUUCUCGGCGCGGAGCGGCUACCGCGUGCCGGGGCCCGGGCCGGCGCACAAGCACUCCCUCUCCUCCGGCGCCUUCUCCCCGGCCGCCGGCUACCAGCUGCCGCAGAGCCCCGCGCCCGCGGACCCGGGCUACGACAAGCCCAAGGGCGGCAGCGGCGGUGGCGGCUCAGCCACGCGGCGCGCUGAUCCCGCCUAUCAGAAGCCGCAGGUCAACCCCGCUACCAACGCUGCCUACUUGGCCCCCAGAGACUGCCUCAGGCCCCUCAACCAGACGGCCAUGACCGCUCUGCUGUGAACACACUGUGAAUGAAAGCUGCUGUGGUACUGAGCGCCGGGCUGUGCGCGGCCCUGGAAGCGGCGAGAUGCGCGCGCGAGACAGAGUGAGUGUGCGCGCGCGCACGUGGUUUAACGGGAUCCUGCGGUGGAGUCGUAGAGGCACACCCCCCCCCCCCCCCCACUGUUUACAGAAUUGUGCAGCUGGUUUUGUUCUGACCCUUAGGGCGAGCGUCUGU